CGCAUUUAGAAUACCCAUGCUCAGCGCCGGAUGAUGGCUUUUUCGUUCGUGCUAAACGAGUAGAGCUGGCAUGGCUUGUUUGCCUGAUCGGACAAUCCCGGAAUUUCCUCGUCCAAUCACUCUUGUACCAUAACCUGGUCGUUUUAGGCCGUCGACAUCGUUCGCAAUGUCUUUCACUUUGAAAAAGGCGGUCACUCUCACGCCCAGUGUUAGGGCUCUUCCCUCCGGCGUCCCUGUCGCUCCUCUUCUCAAUCUCGCGGCGCGAGCACCCGCUGACCCCCACGCGCACGGUCAUGGCGCCGCAGGACCCCGUUCCGACUCUGCUCCCCGCUGGGCUGGUGGAAUCUCGCAGACACCUUUCGGAAUGUCUGCCAAGAGCUAUAUCACCUUGUCCCCCACAACCCCUUCGAGUGUCCGCUUCCUGCACACCUCCCCCGUUGUCAAAGAUGCGCCUGAGGUCCCCGACUUUACUCAUUACCGUGCCAAUGAUACCGACAACAACCGCGCACUGUCCUACUUCAUGGUCGGAUCCCUCGGUCUCCUCUCGGCCAGCGUCGCCAAGUCCUCUGUCACCGAGUUCCUGAAGACCAUGUCUGCGUCUGCCGACGUUUUGGCUCUGGCCAAGGUCGAAGUCGCGCUGGACUCUAUCCCCGAGGGCAAGAACGUCGUCAUCAAGUGGCGUGGCAAGCCCGUAUUCAUCCGCCACCGCACUGAGGCCGAGAUUGAGGAGGCCCGCGAGACCAACUGGCACUCUCUCCGGGAUCCUGAGAGUGACGAGAUGCGGACUAAGAAGCCUGAGUGGCUGAUCAUGCUUGGUGUGUGCACACACUUGGGUUGUGUGCCUAUUGGAGAGUCUGGAGACUUCGGAGGAUGGUCAGUUCAUUUGCUCGUCUGCGCUUUGGAUGCGGCUUCAUUUCAUGCUCUGCAGGUUCUGCCCGUGCCACGGUUCU
Mycena citricolor is the source of this 950-nucleotide messenger RNA. NCBI's taxonomy places the organism in Eukaryota, Fungi, Basidiomycota, Agaricomycetes, Agaricales, Mycenaceae. The record is from the annotation of a GenBank genome assembly.